Cuscuta epithymum is the source of this 4548-nucleotide messenger RNA. Lineage: Eukaryota; Viridiplantae; Streptophyta; Magnoliopsida; Solanales; Convolvulaceae. The record is from the annotation of a GenBank genome assembly.
GCCUUAUCAGGUGAGAGCCUAGGGUCCUUGGGGUUGAAAGGCGCAGUACAUUCACGAUACUGAUGGUCUUUUUGGGUCCUUGUUGGUCUUUUUGGGUCCUUGUCAUGCAAAGAUAUUGGCCAAUGCUAAAGACCUAAAGUACAGUAAAACUGUAACAGUACUUGCUAUGUAUAGGACCCACUUCUCGAUCUUCCCUGCCAGUCUUGUUCAGCCGUAUCCGCAUAUUAAAAAACCUAGGGAAACCAAAGCCAGCGCGGGAGAACGACUGAAAAGUGAAAAACACAACAAAAGGGGAUUUCAGAAGAUACCCAAUCCAUCACCCACAGAGUUUUACUAUCCACCCUUGCCCCGGUUCAAUUCUUGUUCUUGUUAAAAAGAGGUGAGAUUUAGAAAAGAUUGGACCUGGAAUUUUAGGGCAUGGACUUAAUAGCUAUCGUUUAGUGGUUCUUGAGCUGUAUAAUCAUGCAAACCCUUGAAGCCGUUGGUGGUAAUGGUGGUGUUGUUGAUGAACGGAGGUGCAAAAGGUCUAAUUCAUCAAUAGGGUGGAGAUGUAAAGACAAAGCUCUUGAGGGUGGAGUUUUCUGUGAGAAACACUUGAUAUGGUACCACGAGACAACUGCCAAGCGUAAGCGUAUGGAUAUUUUGCGUUCUUCAGAUGCGUCCCUGAAGGGUAAGAAGAGGCGUUUAGGAACUCGAUCCGUUGUUAAUGUGAAUGGGGCAGUGAAGAAGCGGGGUCGGCCCAAAGGGUCAAGUAGCAAGAAGGAAACCAAUGAAAGUGAUGUAGUGUUUCUGACACCUCAGUCUACUGGAGUUGUAGUUAAGCAGAAGAAGAUGGGGAGACCAACUGAUGAAAGUUGUACACUGUUUCUGACACCUCAGUCUACUGGAGUUGUAGUUAAGAAGAAGAUGGGGAGACCAAAAGGUUCAAAGAAUAAGAAGAAACCUGCUGAAAAGAAACAAGGGUUUGAACCAUUGAUUCUUGAAAAUAGUAAGACAGGUCUAAUUGAAAACGAAUUUGGCGGAGAGAGGACUGUCAAGAAGAGGGGCCGACCUAAGGGUUCAAAAGGCAAGAAGAAAUUUACUGUAGCGGGACAAUUGAUGCGUAAAAUUAACAAGAUAGGUGUACGUGCGAAUGAAUUAGUUGUUCCCAAGAAGAGGGGCAGACCAAAGGGCAAGAAGAAUCGAGUUGGUGGUUUGAUUACUCAAAAACAACAAGAAUUUGGAUCAUUGAUGCUUCAUAAUUGUCCGGUAGGGGUGAUGGAUGAAUUAUUGAGCACCGAUGGGACACAAAAGAAGAGGGGAAGACCAAAGGGUUCAUCAAAGGGUAAGAAGAAGCAUAUUGAAGGUAGUGCUCUGGUUUCUGCAAAGCAAGAUGGCUUUGAACCGUUGAUAAUUGAAGAUAGUGGGACAGGAUCAGUUGUGAAUCAUCAACUUUCUGCUUGUAAUAAACGGAAGAGGAGGAGACCAAAGCUUUCAGAAGAAAAUAAGAACGAAGCAUUGACUGGGGCAGUCAGGAAGAGGGGCAGACCUAAGGGCUCAAAAGGUAGUGCUUUGGUUUCUGCAAAACAAGAUGGCUUUGAAUCGUUGAUAAUUGAAGAUAGUGGGACAGGGUCAGUUGUGAAUCAUCAACUUUCUGCUUGUAAUAAACGGAAGAGGAGGAGACCAAAGCUUUCAGAAGAAAAUAAGAACGAAGCAAUGACUGGGGCAGUCAGGAAGAGGGGCAGACCUAAGGGCUCAAAAGGAAAGAAGAAAGCUCUUGUUGUUUUAGGUGACACACCUACAGAACUUGAAGAUAACGAGGUAGGGAUAAUUGUGAAUCCGGGGAAGAAGGGAAGGCCUAAGGGUUCUUUGGGUAAGAAGAAGAAGGAGACUGUUUUAAGUGGUAAUGAAUCUGGGGUUUUGAUAUCGUUGAACGGUCAGUAUGGUGACGGAACUGUUGAGAAGGACAAGUGUGAAAGAAAAAGUCUUGUAUUGGGAAUUGGGGCAGUCCUUAAGGAAGCUGCUAAUGGUAAUAUUCGUAGAAGAAACAGCAUGGCUUCAAAAAGAAGACCAGGUGCUACAAAUUGGAAGGAAAAUGGGACAUUAAUGUGCCAUCAAUGCCACAAAACCAAUAAAAGCGACAUUGUCUUCUGCUUGAAAUGCAAAAAGAAACGCUACUGCAGUGAAUGCAUUGCGAAGUGGUAUCCAGAGAGAACAAAGAAAGAUAUUGAGAAUGCCUGUCCUUUUUGUUGUAGCAAUUGCAAUUGUUCAGCUUGCCUUCAAGCAGAUAUAACUGCAAAGGUCAACAUAAAGGAAUCUGAUGAAGAAACACAUUUGCGAAGGUCACUGUAUGUGCUGUUAAAUAUCCUUCCACUUCUGAGGGAGAUUCAGGAGGAGGCAAAGACCGAGCUAGAUGCUGAAGCCUGUAUACGAGGUGUUCAGUUGACAGAAGAAGAUAUAACCAAGUCCCUACUUGAUGAGGAUGACAGAAUAUACUGUGACAAUUGCAAAACAUCCAUUGUCAAUUUCCACAGAAAUUGCCCAAAUCCCGAUUGCGCCUAUGAUAUCUGUCUCAAUUGUUGUCGGGAACUAAGAUUCCGUUCUAUCAUGGGUGAAAGAACAAGUGAUCAAAAUGCUCUUUCCGAUAAAACUGACUCUUCUGGUGUUUGGGAAAGGGAAAAGUCAAAUGAAAUAUUUUCUCAAUGGAAAUCAAAAGUCGAUGGAAGCAUACCUUGUCCUCCAAAGGAACUUGGUGGUUGUGCGUCUGCAAUGUUAUCACUACGGCGCAUAUAUGAACCUAACUGGGUGAAUGAACUAAUCAAAGCUGCAGAGGAACUCACUGCCAAUUCUCAUUUACCCAAAAUUGAUUUCUCAGAAGCUUGCCAUUUGUGCCUUACUGCAAUUGGAAACAGCAGUCAACAUCGAAAUGUAAGGCAGGCUGCUUUCAGGAAUGAUAAUCAGGACAAUUUGUUGUAUUGUCCGAAUGCUAUUGACUUGCUGGAUGAAGAGUUUAUUCAUUUCCAAUGGCAUUGGAGAAGGGGCGAACCUGUCAUUGUGAGAAAUACACAUGCCAUGGGUACAGGCCUCAGCUGGGAGCCGAUGGUGAUGUGGCGAGCUUUCAGAAAUGCAAGGAAAAAGUUGGAUGAGGAGAGUUUCUCUGUGAAGGCCAUUGACUGCUUAGAUUGGUGUGAGGUUGAGAUAAAUAUUAAGCAGUUCUUCAAGGGAUACUUAGAAGGAAGGAGUCACAGGAGUGGGUGGCCAGAGAUGUUGAAGUUGAAGGACUGGCCACCAACCAAGUAUUUUGAAGAAUGCUUGCCAAGGCAUGGCGCUGAGUUUGUUGCGAUGCUUCCCUUCAGUGAUUAUACCAAUCCUAGUUCUGGGCUUCUAAAUCUAGCCACUAAGCUUCCUGUUGGGUCAGCUAAGCCAGAUUUGGGCCCUAAAACUUACAUUGCUUAUGGGUCAGAAGAAGAGCUGGGAAGAGGUGAUUCAGUGACUAAGCUUCAUUGUGACAUUUCUGAUGCGGUCAAUAUACUGACACAUACAAGUAAAGUGAAAUAUACUACAAAGCAAAGAGCCCAGUUGGAAAAGUUAAAGAAGGAACAUGAAGAAGAAAAAGACUUGAAAGUGCUUUUUGAGAGUGGAAAUGAUGCAUCAGAAUGCAUGGAUUUUCCUGGGGGUACAAUUUCCUCAGUUCCAAAUUCCAGCCCCGAGAGCUCAGCACGUUUAGAAGCAGACUUCAUGCUGACCGAACAACCUCUGGAUGUUGCACACAGCGGCGCUGUGUGGGAUAUAUUUCGUCGGGAGGAUGUGACCAAGCUAACACAGUACUUGCAGAAGCACUGGAAAGAGUUUCAUCACACAAAAAAUGAUCCUGUCAAUUCUGUCACUCAUCCUAUUCAUGACCAGACAUUUUAUCUAAAUGAGAAGCACAAGAAACAGCUGAAAGAUGAAUUCAAUGUUGAGCCUUGGACAUUUGAGCAAUACCUUGGGGAGGCUGUUUUUAUUCCUGCAGGAUGCCCACAUCAAGUUCGAAAUAGACAGUCAUGCAUCAAAGUUGCAGUUGACUUUGUAUCCCCUGAAAAUGUUCAAGAGUGCAUUCAUUUGACAGAGGAGUUUCGCUUGCUUCCCAAAUUGCACAGAUCGAAGCAAGAUAUAUUGGAGGUGAAAAAAUUGACGCUUUAUGGCGCUAGUGUGGCUAUUGAAGAAGCGAGGAAUCUCAUGAAAAAACUUCCUGGUUCAAGAGAAGAGAGUGAUAGAGCCUAUCUAUAAUCCUAUGAUGUCAUCAGCCGCUAGGGUUUUUUGGAGUUUCCCGUGCCGAUUGGUGUUGAGAAUAUAUUUAUGUUUUCACAUUUAUAUUAAGUCAAUUUUUUUGAGUUGUAGAAUACUAGAAUGCAUUCGGUUUUGUCAAUAUAUUAUUCAUUCUACAUUGUAUUACUAUGUCAAGCUCACACAGGUUAGUUUAUAUUAAGGUAGUGUUUUUUCUUUGAAAACACCUAAAAGCACAACCACAUAAUUGAAUUGGUUCAAUAAACUUUGUGACACAUUUUAAAAAGGAUAUAUCAUACACCA